AUGAACGAAGGCUCGUUGUGGUAUAAGAUGAUGCCUGCCGCCAUGUUGCUUUUCUUCAAUUUUGGUUUGAUAGUAUGGGCUGUUUCAUCAGCUGAUUUCGCUCACAGAGGCGUUCUAGCCACCAAUCAACUGACCAAUCGUCUUGUAUUUGCCCAUUUCAUGGUAUGUUCAGAGCAGGGAAGACAUCCGAUCAAUAUGAACAACCCAUUGACAUUGACCUAUCAACAGAUUGGGUCAACCAGUAACCGCCAGAACACAUCUGACUACGACGAGGAUAUGCGGCGCGCAAAGUCUCUGGGAAUUGAUGCCUUCGCCUUGGACAUUGGUGUAGAUACGUACACCAAUCACCAGCUCGACAUGGCAUAUGAAUCUGCUGCACAGAAUGCGAUGAAAGUCUUUAUUUCGUUCGAUUUCAAUUGGUGGAAGACCGACCAGGCAGUAAAAAUCGGCGAGAUGAUUGCUCACUUUGCGACUAGGCCCGCUCAGCUGAUCGUCGACAACAAAGUGUUCGCUUCGACUUUCGCAGGAGACGGACUAGAUGUACCAGCAUUGAGAGCCGCCGCUGGAAUUCCAAUUUUCUUUGCACCCAACUUCCAUCCAGGGCUUGGCGCUGACGUCUCCUCCGUUGAUGGUCUGUUCAACUGGAUGGCUUGGCCCAACAAUGGAAGAAACAAAGCACCCACUCCGCACAGCAAUGUUUCUGUCGGCGAUGGCGACCGGGUAUAUAUCAACGCGCUUGCAGGAAGGCCCUACAUAGCUCCUGAACCUCGGAAAGCCGUGUCCCCAUGGUUUUUUACACACUUUGGACCCGAAGUUUCCUACAGCAAGAACUGGGUAUUUCCUUCGGACUUGCUUUGGUACGAUCGAUGGCAUGAGAUAUUGACUAUGCUGCCCCGCUUCAUUGAGAUAGUGACAUGGAAUGAUUAUGGCGAGUCCCACUAUACGGGCCCUUUGCAUGCGCCCCACACUGACAACGGGGCUUCUAAAUGGGUCAAUGAUAUGCCCCAUGGCGGAUGGUUGGAGAUGGCCAAGCCAUUUAUUGCUGCAUUCAAGGCAGGAGCAUCUUCUCCAGAUGAUUACAUUACCUCUGACCAGUUGAUCUACUGGUAUCGCCCUGCACUGCGCGGUGAAGAUUGCGACUCCACAGAUACAUGUACUGUUCAAGCGAACAACAGUAGUGGGGAUUAUUUCUUUGGUCGGCCAGGUGGCUGGGAAUCUGUGCGUGAUUCUGUGUUCGUGGUCUCAUUGCUACAGAGUCCUGCAUCGAUCCAGAUCAACUCCGGUGGCAGACUGUACCAAUAUGAUGCGCCAGCAGGAGCAUUUUCCCAAGUAGCACCCAUGAAGUCCGGAGAUCAAUCUUUCUCAGUUUACCGUGAUGGAAAGACUAUCCUUGCGGGGACAAGUCUGAAACGAAUUAUCGAUGGCUGUGUCUGUGGACUUUAUAACUUCAACGCUUACGGUAAGCUCUUGGCUCAUCAGCCUUUUAUCUCGAGCUCUAACCUUCGGGUCUAA
This is a messenger RNA of Penicillium salamii, 1512 nucleotides long. Lineage: Eukaryota; Fungi; Ascomycota; Eurotiomycetes; Eurotiales; Aspergillaceae. The record is from the annotation of a GenBank genome assembly.